AAAAAUGGAGAAUUCGGAGUCGAUAGUGGCCUGCAUUUCUUGAAAAUGCAUUGCACGAAAGGGCUUUCUGUGGGAAACUCAUCACUACUGGUUCUUUUAGAAUCAUGCGAAUCCCUCAAGCAAGCCCUUCAGAUUCAGGCUCAAAUCAUUAUCCAUGGUUUUCACCAUGACAUUUUUCCCAUUAGCAGACUUAUCUCCACUUUUGCCUUGUGGGGUUCUAAAGAUGGUCUUCUUCAUUCUCGAAAACUUUUCUCACAACUUGAUAAGCCAAAUAUUUUUAUCUGGAACACCAUGAUCAGAGGCUACUCUCACAGUGAUACACCUCUUCAAUCACUUGUCCUCUAUAUGUCCUUGCUUUAUAGAGGAAUUGAGUCCCCAAAUAACUUUACAUUUCCAUUUCUUCUUAACUCCUGCGCGAGGCUGUCAAGCCUCAGGCCGGGUUUUCAGAUUCAUUGUCAUAUAACUAAGUUUGGGUUUGAGUGGGACCUCUUUGUAAGGAACGCUUUGAUUCAUUUUUACUCAUUUUUUAGGUGUACAAACCAUGCCCAGAAAGUUUUUGAUGAAAGUCUUGUUAGGGAUAUUGUAUCAUAUAACACCAUGAUAAACGGGUAUGCUCAAGCUCAGCAACCUUGUGCUGCAUUGCAGUUGUAUAGAAAGAUGAAAGACUCUGAUAUACAGCCAGAUACGUUCACUUUUGUAGCUUUGUUCUCUGCUUGUUCAGUGUUGAAUGAUCCUAGGAUUGUAAAGCGGAUUCAUGCUUUGGUGUACAAGAAUUUGAUUUGUGUUGAUUCUAAUAUGUUGCUUAAGACAGCUGUUAUUGAUAUGUAUGCUAAAUGUGGGUUGAUGAAUGCCGCUGAGAGGGUUUUUGGUACAAUGAGGACAAGUGAAAAUAUUGCAGCGUGGAGUUCUAUGGUAUCCGGAUAUAGUCAAGCAGGGGAAGUUGAGACUGCUAGAAGGCUGUUUGAUCAGAUGGAUCAGAGAGACAUAGUUUCUUGGACAGCCAUGAUAAGUGGUUACUCUCAAGCAGGGCAGUUUAGGGAAGCACUUGAACUUUUUGGAGAGAUGGAAUCUCUGAACAUACAACCGGAUGAAGUAACAAUCGUUGCCAUUCUUUCAGCCUGUGCAGGGCUUGGUGCAUUGGAUUUUGGUAGGAGGAUUCAUGGACAGUUCAUAGGAAAUGAGUUAUUUGGUAGAAAUAUCUUUGUUACUACUGCAGUAAUAGAUAUGUAUGCAAAAUGUGGUAGUAUUGAUACUGCUCUAGAUAUUUUCUAUAGAAUACCGAAGAAUUUGAAGACUGUUUCCCUCUUCAAUUCCAUGAUUUCUGGUCUUGCUCAGCAUGGUUUUGGUAAGAAUGCUGUAGAUGUUUUCAGAGAAAUGGAAUUGAUGAGGUUAAAACCCGAUAGAGUUACAUUUGUGGCAACAUUGUGUGCUUGUAGCCAUUGUGGCUUAGUUGAAGAUGGUAAGGAGCUGUUUGAGUCAAUGCUGAAUGUCUAUGGUAUCAAACCAGAGAUGGAACAUUACGGUUGCAUGGUUGAUCUUCUUGGAAGAAAUGGUCGCUUGGAUGAAGCUUUUAGUUUGAUUCAGAGUAUGCCAUAUGAGGCUAACUCUAUAAUAUGGCGAGCGCUCUUGGGUGCUUGCAGGCUACAUGGUUACACAGAAAUAGGUAAAAUUGCGGGGUGUAAACUCCUUGAAGUGGAGCCUAAUCAUGGAGCUCACUAUGUCUUGUUGUCUAAUUUGCUUGCCAAUACCAAUCAAUGGGAAGAAGCUAGAAAAGUGAGGAAACUGAUGGACAGUAAAGGCAUCCAAAAGCCGGCAGGGUGGAGCUAUAUUGAGUUUAAUGGAGCUCUUCAUCGGUUCCUGGCGAGCGAGAAAUCUCACCCAAAAGCAAAAGAGAUUGAGUUGAUGCUCAAGGAAAUGACUAUGAGACUGAGAACUGCUGGUUAUGUCCCAAACACAGCACAAGUGGUGUUUGAUGUAGACGAGGAAGAGAAGGAAACAGUAGUUUCAUAUCACAGUGAGAAAUUAGCACUAGCUUUUGGGUUGAUGAAUUUCAGACCAGAAGAAACAAUAAGAAUCAUAAAGAAUCUUCGCAUUUGUGUUGACUGUCACUCGGCCUUUAAGCUCCUUUCAGAAAUUUAUGAAAGGGAAAUCAUGGUUAGAGAUGCAAUCAGGUUUCAUCAUUUCAAGAAUGGAACUUGCUCUUGCAUGGAUUUCUGGUAAAUUUUUAAUCAAUACAAUGGCAUACCUUGUUCUUGACAAUUGACUUCAGUUCUGUCUCCGAACAUUCUCUGGUU
Molecule: messenger RNA, 2294 nt
Organism: Mangifera indica (mango)
Lineage: Eukaryota; Viridiplantae; Streptophyta; Magnoliopsida; Sapindales; Anacardiaceae
Product: pentatricopeptide repeat-containing protein At2g29760, chloroplastic-like
Exons: 1
Coding region: 46-2220 (724 amino acids)
Biological process (GO): RNA modification
Molecular function (GO): RNA binding; protein binding; zinc ion binding
Source: RefSeq, a predicted model, not a curated record